Hordeum vulgare subsp. vulgare (domesticated barley) is the source of this 2115-nucleotide messenger RNA. Its product is annotated as SH3 domain-containing protein 2-like. Gene Ontology annotation, molecular function: protein binding. The record is from RefSeq and is a predicted model, not a curated record. The transcript has 10 exons. The coding region runs from base 628 to 1785 and encodes 385 amino acids. NCBI's taxonomy places the organism in Eukaryota, Viridiplantae, Streptophyta, Magnoliopsida, Poales, Poaceae.
ACACACCCCCAGUCAGCCCCACGCGCGCACGCUCAAUGGCGUGGGACUAAAGCGCGGCUCAGCGCUACGGGUCAAUCCCGUCACACGUCCAGUGUUCUCGCUUUCUCUGGAAACCGAAGCCCCCUCCACUCGGCCAUUUCUACGGUCCAGCUUCUUAGCGGUUCUCUCUACAGUUUGGCCGGCAGUCGGCACCGUCGUCGGCCGGCGCGCCUCCGGCGGGGUUUUGACCCCCCCGUCUCCGUCUGGGUUGCGGUUGCCAGGCAGUUACUUACCUUACCGCCCGAGCGACCACGGCACUCGGCAGCCUUCCGCUACCGCACCAACCCCACCGCCACCGCCACCGCAGCAACCCAACAAACCGCGGAGAGCGCGAGGGGCGGUUGCUCUGCUGCUGCUGCUGCUCCCUCCCAGCGCUGUACCGGCGCCGCGCUGCUGCCGCUGAUCCCAACCGCCGCCGCCUCCUUCUAGCGCUUCGCGUCGUGUCGUGUAGCAGUGAGGAGAGUGCUCCCCCCCUGAUUUUCCCUUCCGGGGUUCGUUAUUUCGUGACUUGCGGCGGCCCCAAAUCCUAUCUACCGCCGGAGAGGCGCCUGAUCGAUCGUAUUCGCAUCGGCCGGUCGGUCGGCGCCGAUGGAGGCGCUCAAGAAGCAGGCCAGCAAGCUCCGGGAGCACGUCGCCAAGCAGCAGCAGGCGGUUCGCAAGACAUUCAGCGCGCGCCAUAAUCAAGACACCUCGCUUGUCGAUGAAGCCGAACUUGAGUGCCACCAGAAUCUGCAGAAGCUUUAUAAUACCACAAGAGCAGCUAAACAUUUCCAACGAACCAUUGUGCGAGGCCUGGAGGGUUUUGUUGCGGUUAGCACCAAACAGAUGGAGAUAGUGAAAAGGCUAGCUGAGGAUUGUUGCAAAUAUGGAAACAGCAAUCAAAAUCUUGGCUUUGUUCUUGAAAGGGCUUCAGCUGAAUUUGGUAAAUCCCACAACCAAAUGGAGAUAGAGCGGGAGAAACUUCUUAGAGUUCUUGGAGAGCAGGUUUUUGAGCCUCUUCGGGAAAUGAUAAUGAGUGCUCCUCUUGAAGAUGCUCGCUUGUUAACUUACCGUUAUCAAAGGAUCAGACAAGAUAUGGAGUCUCAGAUAGCUGAUGUGGUUAGAAGGCAACUGAAGUCCAAGGAGAGUAGUGGUAAUACAGAUUCGGUGAAACUGCAACAUGCAGAAUCGAAAUUAUCAGAGCUCCGAACUACACUGGCAGCACUAGGAAAAGAAGCAACUGCAGCUAUGGAGGCUGUAGAGGCUCAGCAGCAACAGAUUACCUUUGACCGUCUUCUUGCAAUGGUUGAUGCCGAGAGAACGUACCAUCAGAACGUUGCUGAUAUUCUGGACAAACUCCAUGAUGAGAUGCUCAAUGCAAAACAUCAUGAAGAAUCAGACAAGAACGAUGAUGAGCCAUCGUCAGAUCCAUCAUCAGAGCCUAAAGUAUCACCUAAGGUAUCACCGACACAUGUGCACUCAAAUAGCAUAUCAGAAGAUCCAGCGUUAACUGAAACUAGCGAACCUACAAGGAAUGGCCAGGAAGUGCAUUAUGUUGGAGAGGUAAUCCAUCCGUUUGAUGGUCAGGCUGAUGGUGAGCUCAGUAUCUCCGUGGGUGAUUUCGUUGUGGUCCGCCAGGUGUCCCCAAACGGGUGGUCGGAGGGGGAGUGCAAGGGAAAGGCUGGCUGGUUCCCAUCUGCGUACGUAGAGCAGAGGGACAAGGCCCCGGCAAGCAAGGUGAUAGAGCCUGGACGUCUGACUGCGUGAUCGCCCUCUUUCUUCUUGUACCAAACGGCUGCUGUUCAUCGUCCUGCUUUCUCCCCUUCCCUGUACAUGAUAUGAGGUACCACUUGUUCAGGACUGCCUAGCAUUUUGUAGAACUUUUCCAUACCUUUCUGUGCAGAUUCUUGUGCUUAUGUAAAAGAUAUACGGGGUAGUAGUGUUUUGCCUGUUAGGAUCUCUCUUCUGUUCUUCUUCUUUCUUGGAUUCGACGACAAUGUAUAGAGCUGUUUAUUUGGUCAUGGGAUGCUGUAUGUAUCCCUCCCCCCUGCUGAAUUAGCGUUAUCGGUUUCAGAACAGUGAUGGAUGUUGUCACCA